AUGCGCAAUUCCAGGUACAGCCUGUUGGUGUUGUUAGCAGCGUUAUCAAACAAUAUUCAAGCACAAAGCACUACUGAUGAAGUCAUUAUAGGAUGUGCUCCUGCAGAGAAUUCUUUAAAGAAAGGUUUUGAAGUUAGUUACUAUCACUAUCCAAAAACUGAAUAUGAUGUAGUUCUCAAACGUUCAACUGAUGAUUUUGAUUUGGAUGACUACCUACAGGGUGGUUACGAAACUUAUGAUGGUGGGCUAAUUGGCACGAGUUCUGGUGUUACUGAUUUGACAUUUCAAACUGAUCUUGGUGAUGGUUGGGGUUUCCCUGUUACUGUGGGAACAAUGCCACCAAAUUAUAACUACGACACCCCGCUGACUGUUACCAAUUUUUCCAUGCUCUUUACUGGUUACUUUUAUGCUACCCAAACUGGUAACUAUCAGUUCAAUUUUGAUUACGUUGAUGAAUAUGCAUUUUUAAACAUAGGUGCUGGCAAUGCAUUUGAUUGCUGUUCUAAUUCUGCUUCCACUCCCGGCCCAUUUGAUCUUGCAGUCUCGAAUGUUUAUCCAGAAGUUAUAUACAGAAAACGGUCAAUCAUAUGGUCUGAGCAAAAUUACGUCAACGCAUACCUGACAGGCGGUUAUUAUUACCCGAUCAGACUAUUUUUUAUCAAUUCAGCUGACAACGCUGAGCUAUCCUUCUCCUAUGUGGACCCUGAUGGAAACCUACACACAACUUUUGAGGAUUCCGUGUUUUCUGUAGAUGAUAGCGAAGACUGCCCCGUGCCAGAUCUAACAACAACCCUGCCAUGGAGCGGUACUGUAACUACAACUGUUACUACACAUACUGAAUAUACCGAUUCAAAUAGUAAGACGACCAAUGGAAAUAUCGUUAUAGUUAAAACCCCAGAAGUUAAUACAGCAACUACCACGUACACCCCAUGGAGUGGAACAGAAACUCAGACCAUUGGGACCGAGAUUGUCACUGAAACUGGUUCGGAUGAUAUUCCAACCAUCAAGACUAUCUAUACCGUCAAGACUCCAGAAGUUCAAACCGCCACUACCGAAUAUUCAGGAUGGACCGGUGCUACUACCAACACCAUUGGUACCGAGACUGUCACAGAGACUGGCUCGGACGGUAUUCCAACUGUGAAGACUAUCUACACCGUUGAAACCCCUGAAGUUCAAACCGAUACAACCACUUACACUCCAUGGACCGGUGCUACUACCAACACCAUUGGCACUGAAACAGUAACUGAAACCGGCUCGGACGGUAUUCCAACUGUGAAGACUAUCUACACCGUUGAAACCCCUGAGGUUCAAACCGAUACAACCACAUACACCCCAUGGACCGGUGCUACUACCAACACUAUUGGUACCGAGACUGUCACAGAGACUGGCUCGGACGGUAUUCCAACUGUGAAGACUAUCUACACCGUUGAAACCCCUGAGGUUCAAACCGAUACAACCACUUACACUCCAUGGACCGGUGCUACUACCAACACCAUUGGUACCGAGACUGUCACAGAGACUGGCUCGGACGGUAUUCCAACUGUGAAGACUAUCUACACCGUUGAAACCCCUGAAGUUCAAACCGAUACAACCACAUACACCCCAUGGACCGGUGCUACUACCAACACUAUUGGUACCGAGACUGUCACAGAGACUGGCUCGGAUGGUAUUCCAACUGUGAAGACUAUCUACACCGUUGAAACCCCUGAGGUUCAAACCGAUACAACCACUUACACUCCAUGGACCGGUGCUACUACCAACACCAUUGGCACUGAAACAGUAACUGAAACCGGCUCGGACGGUAUUCCAACCAUCAAGACCAUCUACACUGUUGAAACCCCACAAGGUCAAACGGAUACAACCACUUACACUCCAUGGACCGGUACUACUUCCAACACGAUCGGUACAGAAACAGUGACUGAAACUGGAUCUGAUGGUAUUCCAACUGUGAAGACCAUCUACACUGUUGAGACGCCAGAAGGUCAAACUGAUACCACUACUUACACUCCAUGGACCGGUACUACUUCCAACACUAUUGGUACAGAAACUGUCACCGAAACUGGAUCUGAUGGUAUUCCAACUGUGAAGACCAUCUACACUGUUGAGACGCCAGAAGGUCAAACUGAUACCACUACUUACACUCCAUGGACCGGUACUACUUCCAACACUAUUGGUACAGAAACUGUCACCGAAACUGGAUCUGAUGGUAUUCCAACUGUGAAGACUAUCUACACUGUUGAAACCCCACAAGGUCAGACUGCAACAACCGUGUAUACCAGCUGGACAGGCGAAUAUACUACCACCUUCGCCACUGAAAUUGUUACCUCAACUGGUGAGGAUGGAAUUCCAACAAUCAAGACAAUUUACUCAGUUGAAACUCCUGCAGAAACCAAACCAACAUUUAGCGGUUGGGCUAGUAACACUACUACGUCUGAUGUAACAUCAACAGAGCCAACCUUCUCAUUGACUACUGUCACUACAACAAGUAAUGGCAUGACCACUAUUUAUACCACUACUUGCCCUAUCGAUACCACUGUCACCGAGAGUGAAUCUGAUGCAACCAUAUCUGAUGUAAAAUCAACACAGCCAACUUUCUCCUUGACUACUGUCACUACAACAAGUAACGGUGUUACUACCGUCUACACCACCACUUGUCCUAUCGAUACCACUACCACUGAAAGUGCAUCUAAUGAGUAUCACACUUCAAAGUCGGAGAUCGAUGAAAUUUCUACCAGAGAAACCUCAUUUGCUACAGGUACAAACAAAGACCAAAGUUCUAGUGUUGAAGUAACAACCGCUUCUCAAAAUGCUGAAGUCUCAUCAGCCGACAUCGCUAUCACUUCUGAUGUGUCAUCCGAAAGUGAAACCAGACAAGCACAAACAAGCUCUACCGCAGAAACACGAGUAGUAACUACUACCACAGCAUCUACAUCCAACUUGAUAUCAACGUACGAGGGUAGCGCUGUCAAGCUUCUUGCGACUCCAUUCAUUGCGGUAAUCUUGGCAUUGCUAUGA
This is a messenger RNA of Kluyveromyces lactis, 3015 nucleotides long. RefSeq lists its product as uncharacterized. Gene Ontology annotation, biological process: flocculation. The record is from RefSeq and is a predicted model, not a curated record. The coding region runs from base 1 to 3015 and encodes 1004 amino acids. The transcript has a single exon. Lineage: Eukaryota; Fungi; Ascomycota; Saccharomycetes; Saccharomycetales; Saccharomycetaceae.